GCUACCAGGGAAUGAGGCGGUCAGGGCUUAUUUCAGGAAUGACAAAAAUGUUCUCGAAUACGUGGUGACCGUCGCACAACGCUGCUGCACUCCGGUUCAUCUGUUUCAUCUCACACUUUGGCGCAAGACCCAUCUUUCUAAAUGUUUCAUCUCUGAGCAUGCAACUCCUUUCCAGAGAAAGGUGGGAGGGUGGUUGGGAUAAGAGACUCCAGAUGGGGACAGAAUUGAAAGCAAAAUGUAUUUUAAUAACCCUCUAUUUCCUUUCAUCUAAGAUCUCCUAGCAGCAGGCAAUAAUUUAAGCCAAAAGAGAGCGCUGCCAUCCUGUGCCCCCAUCUCCAGUCUCCUCUUUCCCAGGCAGGACCACCCAAGAGCAAAUAGCGAAGUUGGGGGGUGGGGGACGCCAAAGCCCUUCACGAACACGUUUUGCAAGGCCUGUGGCUACAGCUAAUUAUAGGGAUUGAGAAAGUGAACCCAAGAAAACUGAACUCCCAGCCCCAGCUCCAAUCUUGGGAAACCCAUCCAGCUUUCCCACCCCGGGAAAGGAGGAGGCGGGGCGCACCACUGCUCCGCCCCCCCGCAGCUGAGCGGUGACAGCAGGCGGCACCCCAGCCCGCGCCGCGCUCUCAUAAGGCGCAGCUCCACGGGCGCAGCGUGGUUCCCCAGCUGAGCUUGCAAGGCCGGAGGCGACAUGAGUCGGGUGCCAGCGUUCCUGAGCGCAGCGGAGGUGCAGCAACAUCUCCGCAGCUCCAGCCUGCUCAUCGCGCCCCUGGAGGUGGCUCUGGCCAACUUCUCCAGCCGCCCGGACGGAGGGGUCAUGCAGCCGGUGCGCACCGUGGUGCCAGUGGCCAAGCACAGGGGUUUCCUGGGGGUCAUGCCUGCCUACAGUGCCGCAGAGGACGCCCUGACCACCAAGCUGGUCACCUUCUACGAGGGCCACACUGCCUCAUCCAACGUCCCCUCCCACCAGGCCACUGUGCUGCUCUUUGAACCCACCAAUGGCUCCCUUCUGGCGGUCAUGGAUGGAAAUGUCAUAACUGCAAAAAGAACAGCUGCAGUGUCUGCCAUUGCCACCAAGUUCUUGAAACCCCCUGGAAGUGAAGUGCUGUGCAUCCUUGGGGCUGGGGUCCAGGCUUACAGCCACUAUGAGAUCUUUACAGAGCAGUUCUCUUUUAAGGAGGUGAGGAUAUGGAACCGCACCAAGGAAAAUGCAAAGAAAUUUGCAGACACUGUGGACGGCGAAGUGCAGGUCUGCUCAUCAGUCCAGGAGGCUGUGGCUGGGGCAGAUGUGAUCAUCACGGUCACCAUGGCAACAGAGCCCAUUUUGUUUGGUGAAUGGGUGAAACCAGGGGCUCACAUUAAUGCCGUUGGAGCCAGCAGACCUGACUGGCGAGAGCUGGAUGACGAGCUCAUGAAACAGGCUGUGCUGUACGUGGAUUCCCAGGAGGCCGCCCUCAAAGAGUCUGGAGAUGUCCUGUUGUCAGGGGCUGAGAUCUUCGCUGAGCUGGGAGAAGUGGUAAAGGGCGUGAAGCCAGCCCACUGUGAGAAGACCACGGUGUUCAAAUCUCUGGGAAUGGCGGUGGAAGAUACAGUUGCAGCCAAGCUGGUGUUUGAUUCCUGGUCAUCUGGUAAAUAAGACAAAAAACCUUGUGUUGAGGAGGAUCCUACCACUCAAGUCUUGAUACCACGGUUGUCCCCUAAUUUCUAGAUCAAAUGAGGUAUCCUAGUCCCCAGUGAGCUAUAGUUGUGUGCUUAUGUCUUACCUUAAACAGUGAGAUCACCAUUUGUGUUUGUAGCUGGGGAGCACCCCCAUGAGCUCCUUCUGUUAUGCCAGAUGAUAGCAUUCCUCCCUUCCCCUGGUAUUUCACUAACUUUUGUAAUUUCAAGAAAUAAAACAUUUUCCAGCU
Molecule: messenger RNA, 1904 nt
Organism: Talpa occidentalis (Iberian mole)
Lineage: Eukaryota; Metazoa; Chordata; Mammalia; Eulipotyphla; Talpidae
Gene: CRYM
Product: crystallin mu
Exons: 9
Coding region: 689-1633 (314 amino acids)
Biological process (GO): thyroid hormone metabolic process
Cellular component (GO): cytoplasm
Molecular function (GO): thyroid hormone binding
Source: RefSeq, a predicted model, not a curated record